GACCUGCAAUCUGCGAACUCUGUCCUGUGCAACGCAAUGUCCAAGCCCGGAACACCUCCACCGUCAAACACUCUUCUACUUCGCCGCCAGCUUGCUGAGCUCACCAAACAUCCUGUAGAGGGAUUUUCGGCAGGACUUGUUGAUGAAAACAAUUUGUAUGAAUGGGAGAUCUUGAUUAUUGGCCCUCCGGAUACUCUCUAUGAAGGAGGAUUUUUCAAAGCUCGCCUUACUUUUCCGUCAGAAUUUCCUUUGCUUCCACCAACGAUGCGAUUUAUCACUCCAAUGUGGCACCCCAAUAUCUAUUCUGAUGGUACUGUCUGUGUAUCUAUCCUACAUAAGCCUGGUCACGAUGAAUAUGGAUAUGAAGACGCGGGCGAGAGAUGGAUGCCAGUUCACACCGUUGAAUCUAUUCUUCUGAGCGUCAUUUCUCUGCUGUCAUCGGACACUCCAAACACAGACAGCCCUGCUAAUGUGGAUGCGGCAAAGGAAGUCCGCACUGAUAUGGCUGCUACAAGAAGAAGGUCCGUCGUUUGGUCCGCCGUAGUGCGGAGGAGGCUU
Molecule: messenger RNA, 558 nt
Organism: Serpula lacrymans var. lacrymans S7.9
Lineage: Eukaryota; Fungi; Basidiomycota; Agaricomycetes; Boletales; Serpulaceae
Exons: 8
Biological process (GO): proteasome-mediated ubiquitin-dependent protein catabolic process; protein polyubiquitination
Molecular function (GO): ubiquitin conjugating enzyme activity
Source: RefSeq, a predicted model, not a curated record